AUGACUAACAACAACGAAGGCAAGGAAGCGAAUGGGCGAAUUGGUAGCCAGCGUGGAGAGGUAAAAGACGGCAUUGGCUCCAUCCAGCCCCAAGCAUCGUUUAAACCACCAGCACCGCUUAAAACAGCAGAGGCCGACCAACAGCGCACUAUCGAAAACGGCGGAAGAACCAGUGGCCGCCGUAGGGUAGUGUGGAGCAGCGGCAAGGUGCCACUUUAUUACACAAAGGCAGAGAUUUUCGAAGAUAUGUUGCCACGUGUAAUGGACGAACUGGCGUCGGUGACGACAAGCAAUGGAUCAAAAGAUGCGACUGAGGAUAUGGCAUCAAGAUUCGAAAUAGCCAGAGAACAGAUGAGUAUUCAUCAGUGGCAAGGGAACAAAGUAAAUAUGUCCACAAGCAAGGUUCCCCCUCAAACGAUGACGACGACGACGAUGAAAACGACGUUGGCGGCAGCAGCAGCAGCUGGUAAUCCGUGGCAUACGGAUAAAGUAACAAUGAACCCGGAAGCGCUGGAGGACAACAGUCUUGCCGAGUAUGUGGAAAUUAUGAACAGCGGAAUCUUUAAAGAACAAGGCUUCGAAGAAAGCCUUGAAGAUCAAGAACUUCUACCUGUGCGAAAGCAGCCGCAAUCGGUUGGAGUAAAAAACACAAAUGGAGUACAUUACAUUCAGUUAGAGAGUAAACAUAAACUGGGUGACGGUGUGAAUGACAGUUUAGCGAUCGACCGGGUCAACGGUACUUCGGCUCUCAACAAAGGGCACAACGAAUCGAUCACAGCUUCCUUUGAUCGGGGCAGAUUGAUGGCUAAAGGAACUGCAAAUCUGAAUGAUACGACCAACAACGAAGAUGCCUCCGAUGUUUCAUCGGUUAACCACAUCUACUGCAAAAAACAAAACACCGGCGCAGUCUAUACACGUCAGAUUAACGACAGCUUCCACCAAGACGUCAACCUUAACGAUGAAGACAUAUCCGACCAUAGUGUUCGAAAGGAUAAGACUGACGAAGAAGACGACGGACCAAGAAGCAAAGACAACGGCAAAUACGGUAACCGCCGAGUCCACUACCUUACCGUCGACUGUUAG
Messenger RNA from Soboliphyme baturini, 1083 nucleotides. The record is from the annotation of a GenBank genome assembly. NCBI's taxonomy places the organism in Eukaryota, Metazoa, Nematoda, Enoplea, Dioctophymatida, Soboliphymatidae.